CGGCAUUGACCAUGUCACAGCGUGCGAUGGCAAUGUCGCGAUCCAUGGUGAUGCUGGCACUUUGUUCAGUGAGCCGAUCUUCCGCAUUUAUCCCGGGAGGACCUGCAGCACGCCGCUUUUACUCGACGCAUGCCCUGAGCCGCACGAGGGUAGGCCGUUUGCUGGCGGUCGAGUCAGAGACAGUCGCAGUUCCUGCGAGCGUCACGGCCGAGGCGAAUGAACCUGUGAGCGUCAAGUCCCCGUUCCUGCAGACGCUUGUUGAACGAGGGUUCUAUCACCAGUGCACAAACGUCGAAGGACUUGACGAGAAGUUGCGGGCCGGCGAGGUCGUUAAGGCCUACCUUGGUUUCGACGCAACGGCGGACAGCCUUCAUGUUGGGAGUCUGUUACAGAUUAUGAUCUUGCGACACCUUCAGAAGGCAGGCCACCAGCCAAUAGUACUUGUAGGGGGGGGUACAACCAAAAUCGGAGAUCCGUCGGGAAAGGACGAAGCUCGACAGCUCCUCGAUGAUGCAGCAAUCCAGCGGAAUAUCGACGGACUCGCCAGCGUUUUUUCCAAGUUCCUGACGUUCGGGGACGGCCCUACGGACGCCAAGCUCGUCAAUAACAACGAGUGGUUGAACCAGUUAUCGUACCUCGACUUUCUGCGAGAGUACGGCCCGCAUUUCACGAUCAACCGCAUGAUGACGUACGAUAGUGUUCGCCUACGGUUGGAACGUGAGCAGCCGCUGACCUUCUUGGAGUUCAACUAUAUGUUGCUGCAGGCGUACGACUUCACCGAACUCUACCGUCGCUACGGGUGCGUUUUGCAGAUGGGCGGCUCGGACCAGUGGGGCAAUAUGGUGAACGGCGUGGAUUUGGGGCGGCGAGUGGAAAAGGCAGAAUUGUUUGCUCUGACUGCUCCGCUUAUCACCACAUCUGAGGGCAAGAAGAUGGGGAAGUCAGCUGCUGGCGCCGUAUGGUUGAACGCAGACAAACUUCCAGAGUACGACUACUGGCAGUUCUGGCGUAACACGGAUGACGCUGAUGUCAUUCGUUUUUUGAAGCUGUUUACCGAGCUGUCCAUGGAUGAAGUACACAAACUGGAGCAGCUCACGGGGGCAGGGAUCAACAAGGCCAAGAUUGUACUCGCAGAUGAAACAACCAAGUUGCUUCACGGGGAAGCGUGCUUGAAGGAGAUCCACCAGACUGUCAAGCAAGUGUUCGCUGGAGGGGUUGGGGGAUCCAAUGCAGCUCUUCCAAGGGCAAAAAUAGAGAGCGCCGAGGCCGAAGCUGGUAUGGCCGUUGUCGAUCUCUUCAUUCGAUUAGAGCUGGCCAAGACAAAGAGUGAAGUGCGGAGGCUGAUCAAGGGUGGUGGUGCGAAGUUGAACGACCAAAAGAUUGUGGAUGAGGGCUUCGUUGUAGACCUGUCUACAUUCGACGGGAAGGACGAAUUGAAGCUCUCCAGCGGCAAGAAGAGGCACGGCAUCAUUUUCAUGGAGUGAAAGCACCUCUACAUUUUCUGCUGACCGCCGCUAUCACGGAAUCCGUUUUUCGCUUGCCUAGGGUAUGGUGUGAGUGGAAGUGGAACACGUUAACUAGGUGGAAGCAGUCAAGUUACCCCCCCCCCGUUUUCUUUUUCACAAGAGGAAAAUCAGCUAUGUACGAAGUAGUGGUGUGUGCCGUCCCCAUCAGGUUGAUGCUAUCCUAUGGAUGACCAUGCGCGAGGCCAGUGUUGCCAACUUCACAUGACCCUUUGCACGUGAGUGUGUGUGAGAGAGACAUGUGUGCAAAAGUUGGGGCGCACCGGGGGAAGUUGAUUAUAAACGAGCAGGCGAUGGCGCCGCGGAACAAACAGAUGCUGAGGCUAGCUAUACUCCAUCGAUUUCUGUGUUGAGGCAAACAGUGCUUGUUGUGUAGCCGACUUGAAGCAAGCGUCUCUAUGACGAAACCGAUUGCGCCAGGGUUGGACAACGCCCGAGGCAAACGAGCGUCUUGUUUUACCUGUUGGCUCUGUUCGUGGCGACGGCCACACCAACAGCAUUUUUGUUGUGCACCCAUGGUGCGCGCAAAGUACGUUCAUUCUUGGGGGCGGAACGGGGGCUGAG
This is a messenger RNA of Ectocarpus sp. CCAP 1310/34, 2087 nucleotides long. NCBI's taxonomy places the organism in Eukaryota, Phaeophyceae, Ectocarpales, Ectocarpaceae. The record is from the annotation of a GenBank genome assembly.